AUGCUCUCAAAAGUAACUGUUUUAACAGAGAAAAACUCUCAAGUGGAGAAAGAAGUCGUGGAAGAGACAUUAACAGCGGCGAAAGUGAAGGAAGCGGUAAAGACGGAAAGUAUAGCAAUUUUGGAAUUUCAGGACGAACAUGCUGAAGAACUCCCAUCAGACAAGGUGAUUACGGACGAAGCGACUAUUGUGAAGACUGAAGAAUUGUCGGUUGCUGAUAAAACUGUGAAUGAUAAAAUCGAAGACAUCACUAGGCCAGUAGAACAUGAGUAUGUAACUAUGCAGGAAAAUGCGCAAAAUCUGCUUGAAUCAGCGAAAACUAAAAACAAAAUAAUGCUCAGAAGGAAAACUGUGGAACCGGACUUAGAAAAAGUAGUUUGUUUGAGUAAAGAAUCUUCUGAUUCUGAGUGCAAUGGGCCAACUAGCUAUAAACCCGUACAUGAUUUGCCAGCAUUAGAUGAAGACGCCAAUUUAAUUAAAAUCGCUACUGAAGUCCUGUCGGCCGAAGGACAGCCUUUGGGCGAGCAGGUCGCUGUUAAACAGUCGCAACUGGACAAGCUGUAUGCCGGACUGAAGGAUUUGGCGCAAGAACGUCGCGCUAAGCUGGAUGAGGCCUUGCAGCUCUUCCUGCUCAACAGAGACGUUGGCGACUUAGAGCAGUGGAUAGCUGAUCGCGAAGUGGUGGCCUCUUCUCAUGAACUGGGCCGAGAUGCUGGUUCUGUUUCAACGCUGCAGCGCAAACAUCAGAACUUCAUGCAAGACCUACAAACGCUUCAGAACCAAGUGCAACAGAUCCAAGAGCAAUCGAGAGUGGUGUCUGCAUGGGCCAGUUUGCAAAUGGUUUGCGAGCAGCGCAAAGGAAAACUGGCCGAUACUGGCGAUCUGUUCAGGUUUUUCAACCUGGUGAGGACGCUGAUGCAAUGGUUAGACAACGUGGUGCGCCAAGUGAACACCAGCGAAAAGCCGCGCGACGUCGGCGGCGUUGAACUGUUGAUGAGCAAUCAGAAGAGCCCCCAGGCAAAAUUUUAA
Molecule: messenger RNA, 1029 nt
Organism: Dendroctonus ponderosae (mountain pine beetle)
Lineage: Eukaryota; Metazoa; Arthropoda; Insecta; Coleoptera; Curculionidae
Product: spectrin beta chain-like
Exons: 3
Coding region: 1-1029 (342 amino acids)
Biological process (GO): neuron development; actin cytoskeleton organization
Cellular component (GO): plasma membrane; cell junction; cortical actin cytoskeleton
Molecular function (GO): actin filament binding
Source: RefSeq, a predicted model, not a curated record